Messenger RNA from Wickerhamiella sorbophila, 324 nucleotides. RefSeq names its product Mediator of RNA polymerase II transcription subunit 31. The record is from RefSeq and is a predicted model, not a curated record. Bases 1 to 324 code for a protein of 107 amino acids. Gene Ontology annotation, molecular function: transcription coregulator activity. Gene Ontology annotation, cellular component: core mediator complex; mediator complex. Gene Ontology annotation, biological process: regulation of transcription by RNA polymerase II. The transcript has a single exon. NCBI's taxonomy places the organism in Eukaryota, Fungi, Ascomycota, Dipodascomycetes, Dipodascales, Trichomonascaceae.
AUGGAGAGUGGACCGUCCCCAACACGAUGGGAAGUCGAGCUUGAGUUUGUUCAGUCGCUGGCAAAUCCAAUGUAUGUGCAUUUUUUGGCCCAAAACCAGUUUCUCGAGGAUCCUCGGUUUUUGAGGUACCUAGAGUAUCUUGAGUAUUGGCGGGAGCCAGAAAACGCCAAAAGCAUUGUAUAUCCGAAUUGUUUGCAUAUGUUGACGCUGUUAAAACAGCCCACGUUCCGUCAGGAGAUCUGUAAAGUCGAGGUUGCAAAAAUGAUUAUGGACGACUACUAUGCGAAAUGGGCUGGCGACUCUGCCGAAGAAAUGCAGCAGUAA